UCAUCUCUCUCUCGCACACCCAUCCAUCAUCAUCUCAUCUCCUCUGCCUAACAGGCUAAGCAGCUGAGCUCAAGCAGCGGCAAUGGAGGGCAAGGAGGAGGACGUGCGUCUGGGCGCCAACCGGUACUCGGAGCGGCAGCCGAUCGGAACGGCAGCGCAGGGCGCGGACGACAAGGACUACAAGGAGCCGCCGCCGGCGCCGCUGUUCGAGGCGGAGGAGCUGACGUCGUGGUCCUUCUACCGCGCGGGGAUCGCCGAGUUCCUGGCCACCUUCCUGUUCCUGUACAUCAGCGUGCUCACGGUGAUGGGCGUGGUGGGCAACCCCUCCGGCUCCAAGUGCGGCACCGUGGGCAUCCAGGGCAUCGCCUGGAGCUUCGGCGGCAUGAUCUUCGUGCUCGUCUACUGCACCGCCGGCAUCUCCGGCGGCCACAUCAACCCCGCCGUCACCUUCGGGCUGUUCCUGGCCAGGAAGCUGUCGCUCACCCGGGCCGUGUUCUACAUGGUGAUGCAGUGCCUGGGGGCCAUCUGCGGCGCCGGGGUGGUGAAGGGGUUCCAGACCACGCUGUACAUGGGCAACGGCGGCGGCGCCAACUCGGUGGCGCCGGGGUACACCAAGGGCGACGGCCUGGGGGCGGAGAUCGUGGGGACCUUCGUGCUCGUGUACACCGUCUUCUCCGCCACCGACGCCAAGCGCAGCGCCAGAGACUCCCACGUCCCCAUCCUGGCGCCGCUGCCGAUCGGGUUCGCGGUGUUCCUGGUGCACCUGGCGACGAUCCCCAUCACCGGCACCGGCAUCAACCCGGCGCGCUCCCUCGGCGCCGCCAUCAUCUACAACAAGAAGCAGUCGUGGGACGACCACUGGAUCUUCUGGGUGGGCCCGUUCACCGGCGCGGCGCUGGCGGCCAUCUACCACGUGGUGGUGAUCAGGGCCAUCCCCUUCAAGAGCCGCGGCUAGCAUACUCAAUCGGCCAUGGAACGGAUGGAAUCCUAUCGUUCAUCGACCAUCGUUUGUGCUGAUCGUUGCUCCUGCGUGAGUACUCCUGUAACUAUCGGUCUGCCGUACUGUUCCUGAGCGAGCGAGCGUGUGUGUCCUUCAGUCGGUGUGUCAGCGUUACAAGUGUGGUGCACUUCUUCACCGCGCCUACCCAAAAUGUGCAAAUUUCGGUACUUGUGGUUCCCUCUCUUUUGUAAGCAAAAUGCGUGUAUAAAAUAACAAGGAAUGAAGAUCGAAUUAACGAUCGAUCUUCAACUGGAGUGCUAUUACAUCGA
Triticum dicoccoides is the source of this 1269-nucleotide messenger RNA. RefSeq names its product aquaporin PIP1-5. The transcript has 3 exons. Gene Ontology annotation, cellular component: membrane. Lineage: Eukaryota; Viridiplantae; Streptophyta; Magnoliopsida; Poales; Poaceae. Gene Ontology annotation, molecular function: channel activity. Gene Ontology annotation, biological process: transmembrane transport. Bases 83 to 955 code for a protein of 290 amino acids. The record is from RefSeq and is a predicted model, not a curated record.